CCCCCCGGCACAAAGCUGCCGCUCGGAUGCUGCGCUCCCCGUAAAACAGCGCACAGCGAGCGAGGGGUCUCCAACAUGUAGAUCCAAAAUCUCGCAUCAGCCAAUGCUGUGGCACCUUCCACAUAUUUAUUAACGGCAGCAACAAUAAACAACCACAACAAUAACAACAAAUGCCGCUGGGUUUACACAUUUAUUUAUUAAUCGAAGCAGUCAUUCUAAUAUGAUCUCUCCAUCGCUCAGUCUUUCCUCUGCAUAAGCGGAACUCAGCGCGGGCGACUGCACUAUUUUAGGGACCUGCAUUUUUUAUCAACUACCAACAAACGACAGAUACCGUGCCGGGGACCCUUCAUCGUUGGAACAUCCAACUAUUCAAAUCCUGUUGUUUAUUUUAUUUUCAUUUCAGAUAAAUAGGCUACUGGAUUUUUUUUCUCGCCACCCCGAUAACGUCCUUGGACCAUGGCCUGGUUCCAGGUGAUCGUAACACACAACUGUUCGAAACCCUGACCCCUGACCCCUGACCUCUGACCUGUGACCUCUUUCUCCCUGACCUGCCCCCCAUCCCUCCUUCCAGUACCCGGAUGUCAGCCGUUCUCCUUUUCUCUGCUCCUCCCCCCUCCUCUGUCCAGCUAUCGAUGGAUUGGGACCACCCCCACACCUUUGUUUGAUGUGUGGGGGGGGGGACAAGGGAAAGAAAAGUUCGAUGAACAGUGAAAAGAGAAGGAAAGAGAGAGAAAGAGAAAGGAAAACUGGAGGAAGAAACAAAACCUAAACCCCAAAGAAACAGCGAUACGGUCUGACCGAAGCCGGAAGAGUGGAGGAAGAGGAGGAAACAGAGAAGUUCAAAAAGAUUCUCCUCCUGCCCCAUGUCCCCAAGAAAUAAUGUAAAAAAAAACUCAACGGGAAACAAAAUAGUUGUUGACAGAAAAUAAGCUAAGAAACCAGGAGAGAUUUCCACCAUGGGGGAUUUAACCAACAGUGCUGUGGAGUUCUGCCCCAAAAGCCAGAGAGGGGGCGGGGCUUCUGGUGCGGGGGCGGAGCCGAACCAUGGGGCGGCGUUCGGGGUCACCCUGGAUGAGCUGCGGGCGCUGAUGGAGCAGAGGGGCUCAGAGGCGCUGCAGAAGAUCCAGGAGACUUAUGGCGACACGGCAGGGCUGUGCAGACACCUCCGGACUUCUCCCAGCGAGGGUCUGUCCGAUAACCCAGCAGACCUGGAGAAGCGGGGGGAGGUGUUUGGGCAGAACUUCAUCCCCCCGAAGCAGCCCAAGACCUUCCUGCAGCUGGUGUGGGAAGCCCUGCAGGACGUAACGCUCAUCAUCCUGGAGAUCGCUGCCAUCAUCUCCCUCGGGCUGUCCUUCUACCAGCCCCCAGGGGAGGAGAGCGAAGGCUGUGGGAAAGGAAGUGCAGGAGCCGAGGACGAGGGCGAGGCCGAGGCGGGGUGGAUCGAGGGCGCGGCCAUCCUGCUGUCCGUCAUCUGCGUCGUCCUGGUGACGGCCUUCAACGACUGGAGCAAGGAGAAGCAGUUCCGCGGGCUGCAGAGCCGCAUCGAGCAGGAGCAGCGCUUCACCGUGGUGCGCAACGGCAGCGUCAUCCAGAUCCCCGUGGCCGAGAUCGUGGUGGGAGACGUGGCGCAGGUCAAAUACGGCGACCUCCUGCCAGCAGAUGGCAUACUGAUCCAGGGAAACGACCUGAAGAUCGACGAGAGCUCGCUGACCGGAGAGUCUGACCACGUGCGCAAGUCUGCCGACAAGGACCCCAUGCUGCUGUCCGGCACGCACGUGAUGGAGGGGUCAGGGAAGAUGCUGGUCACUGCUGUAGGAGUGAACUCUCAGACCGGAAUCAUCUUCACCCUGCUGGGAGCCGGAGAGGGAGAAGAGGAGAAGAAGGAAAAGAAAGAGGGCAGUAGUAUCACUUCUGCCCUUCCAGCUCCUGCAAUUGAGACAAAACAGAGACACGUCACCAAUGGAAAGCAGCAGGAUGGAUCAGUGGAAAACAGCCAGAACAAAGCCAAGAAGCAGGACGGGGCGGUUGCCAUGGAGAUGCAGCCGCUGAAGAGUGCAGAAGGUGGAGAGGUGGAGGAGAGAGAGAAGAAGAAAACAAACGUGCCCAAAAAGGAGAAGUCUGUGCUGCAGGGCAAACUCACCAAACUGGCCGUUCAGAUCGGGAAAGCAGGUCUGGUGAUGUCGGCCAUCACAGUGAUUAUCCUGGUGCUGUAUUUCGUGAUUGAGACCUUCGUGAUUGAAGGGCGUGUUUGGCUGACAGAGUGCACACCUGUGUAUGUGCAGUAUUUCGUCAAGUUCUUCAUCAUCGGUGUCACCGUGCUGGUGGUGGCUGUCCCUGAAGGUCUUCCUCUGGCAGUUACCAUCUCUCUGGCCUACUCUGUAAAGAAAAUGAUGAAGGACAACAACCUGGUGAGGCACCUGGACGCCUGCGAGACCAUGGGCAACGCCACGGCCAUCUGCUCCGACAAGACGGGCACCCUCACCACCAACCGCAUGACGGUGGUGCAGACGUACCUGGGCGACCAGCACUUCCGCGAGGUGCCCGACGCCGGCCAGGUCAACGCCAAGAUCCUGGAGCUGCUCGUCAGCGCCAUCGCCGUCAACAGCGCCUACACCUCCAAGAUCAUGCCCCCGGAGAAAGAGGGCGGUUUGCCCAAGCAGGUGGGCAACAAGACGGAGUGUUCCCUGCUGGGCUUCGUGCUCGACCUGGGGAGGGACUACGCGACCGUCAGGGAGCAGAUCCCCGAGGAGAAGCUGUACAAGGUCUACACCUUCAACUCCGUCCGCAAGUCCAUGAGCACCGUGCUGCAGCUGCCCGACCGGUCCUUCCGCCUCUACAGCAAGGGCGCCUCUGAGAUCCUGCUGAAGAAGUGCUCCUCCAUCUUGGCAUCCGGCGGCGAGCCUCGUGGCUUCCGGAACCGGGACCGAGAGGAGAUGGUGAAGAAGGUGAUCGAGCCCAUGGCGUGCGACGGCCUGCGGACCAUCUGCAUCGCGUACCGCGACCUCCCCGCCUGCCCCGAGCCCGACUGGGAAAACGAGGCCGAGAUCGUCAGCGACCUCAUCUGCAUCACCGUGGUCGGCAUAGAGGACCCCGUUCGGCCAGAGGUCCCGGAGGCCAUUCGGAAAUGCCAACGGGCAGGAAUCACCGUGCGCAUGGUCACAGGGGACAACAUCAACACGGCACGCGCCAUCGCCGCCAAGUGCGGCAUCAUACAGCCGGGAGACGACUUCCUGUGUCUGGAGGGGAAGGACUUCAACCGACGAAUCAGGAACGAGAAGGGAGAGAUCGAGCAGGAGAGGAUCGAUAAGAUCUGGCCCAAACUGCGAGUCCUGGCCCGAUCCUCCCCCACAGACAAGCACACCCUGGUGAAAGGCAUCAUCGACAGCACCAUCGUGGAGCAGCGCCAGGUGGUGGCAGUGACGGGAGACGGGACCAACGACGGACCGGCGUUGAAGAAGGCCGAUGUCGGCUUUGCCAUGGGCAUUGCAGGCACAGAUGUAGCGAAGGAGGCGUCUGACAUCAUCCUGACAGAUGAUAAUUUCUCCAGCAUCGUGAAGGCGGUGAUGUGGGGGAGGAACGUGUACGACAGCAUCUCCAAGUUCCUGCAGUUCCAGCUCACAGUCAACGUGGUGGCCGUGAUCGUGGCCUUCACCGGAGCCUGCAUCACGCAGGACUCCCCUCUGAAGGCGGUGCAGAUGCUAUGGGUGAACCUGAUCAUGGACACCUUCGCCUCUCUGGCUCUGGCCACAGAGCCGCCCACAGAGUCUCUGCUGCUGAGGAAGCCCUACGGCCGCAACAACCCCCUCAUCUCCCUCACCAUGAUGAAGAACAUCCUGGGCCACGCCGUCUACCAGCUCAUCAUCAUCUUCACCCUGCUGUUCGUGGGAGAGAAGAUCUUCGACAUCGACAGCGGACGCAACGCCCCUCUUCACUCCCCGCCCUCCGAGCACUACACCAUCAUCUUCAACACCUUCGUCCUCAUGCAGCUCUUCAACGAGAUCAACGCCCGCAAGAUCCACGGCGAGCGCAACGUCUUCGACGGGAUCUUCUCCAACCCCAUAUUCUGCUCCAUAGUGCUGGGGACCCUGAUUGUGCAGAUUGUGAUUGUCCAGUUUGGAGGGAAGCCUUUCAGCUGUGCUCCUCUCAGUAUGGCUCAGUGGCUCUGGUGUUUGUUUGUGGCCGUGGGAGAGCUGUUGUGGGGACAGGUGAUCUCCACGGUGCCUACCAGCCACCUGAAAUGCCUGAAGGAGGCGGGGCAUGGGCCGGGCACGGACGUGAUGACGGACGAGGAGAUGGCUGAGGAUGAGGAGGAAAUCGACCACGCUGAGAGGGAGCUUCGCCGGGGCCAGAUUCUCUGGUUCAGGGGCCUCAACCGCAUCCAGACGCAGAUGGAGGUAGUGAGUACCUUCAAGAGAAGCGGUUCGUUUCAGGGUGCCGUGCGUCGCCGCUCCUCGCUUCUCAGCCAGAUCCAUGACAUGCGGGUGGUGAAAGCCUUCCGUAGCUCUCUGUACGACGGCAUGGAGAAGCCCGAAUCCAAGAACUCCAUCCACGACUUCAUGGCGUACCCCGAGUUUCUCAUCAACGACAUCAUUCACAACAUCCCCCUGAUCGACGACACCGAUGUGGACGAGGAAUCGGAACUGUCCAAGCACAACCACAUCCACCUCGCCCUCCGCCACCCCCCGCACCCCCAGCCCCAGCCCCCGCCACCACAGCCCCCGCAGCCCUCGCAGCGCACUCGAGCCCCGCCCCGCCCGUACCGCCAGUACAGCCUUCCCCUCACCCCCAACCGCAACAACAACGCCAUCGACAGUGGCGUGUUCCUCACUCCUACAGACACCAGUAAGUCCCCUUCCUCCAGCCCCGGUACCCCAGUCCACAGCCUGGAGACCUCUCUAUAACUGCGCUGACCUGCGCAUGCGCAGCCUGGAGACCUCUCUAUGACUGCCCAUGCACAGCCUGCAGACCUCUCUAUGACUGCCCAUGCACAGCCUGCAGACCUCUCUAUGACUGCCCAUGCACAGCCUGGAGACCUCUCUGUGACUGUGCAGACCUGCGCAUGCACAGCCUGGAAACCUCUCUGACUGCGCAGACCUGCGCAUGCACAGCCUGAAGACCUCUCUGUGACUGCGCAGACCUGCGUACGCACAGCCUGGAGACCUCUCUGUUACUGCGCAGAUCUGCACAUGAACAGCCUGGAGACCUGUCUAUGACUGCUCAGACCUGCAUAUGCGCAGCCUGGAGACCUCUCUGUGACUGCGCAGAUCUGCGCAUGCACAGCCUGGAGACCUCUCUGUGACUGUGCAGACCUGUGCAUGCAGAGCCUGGAGACCUCUCUGUGAAUGGGCAGACCUGUGCAUGCAGAGCCUGGAGACCUCUCUGUGACUGCGGAGACCUGCGCAUGCACAGCCUGGAGACCUCUAUGACUGUGCAUACCUGCGCAUGCACAGCCUGGGGACCACUAUGACUGCGCAGACCUGCGCAUGCACAGCCUGGAGACCUCUAUGACUGCGCAGACCUGUGCAUGCACAGCCUGGAGAUCUGUCUAUGACUGCGCAGACCUGCGCAUGCACAGCCUGCAGAGCUCUCUAUGACUGUGCACACACAGAUUAUAUAACUGCGCGUAUGUAGAAUAGAGAACUCUAUGACUGCACAUGCACAGAACAGGAACCCUUCUGUAAUGGACGUUACACACCAUGGACAUCUUGAACUGCAAUUGAACACCAUUUUGAGGCACCAGUCUGUGUAUGAGGGCACUUGGAGACCUCCCUGUAAGUGUAAACACCAGGCACAUAGGGACCUCUCUAUGACUGAUUCCACCAAGCGGAGCUCUCUUUUCAGCUGCAAUGCCACAUGGCAGUGCCCUCUCGAACCGGUGCCACUCAUUCCAGAGGCUUCUCUGUAACUUUGGGGUGGGGGUGGGGGGGGGUUGAAGUGUGGGUGGAGCACAAAGGACAUGGAUGUACCGGAGAAUGACAUGGAAGAGGAGAAAGAAAAGAAAGGGAGGGGGGAGAAAGAGCUGAAGAUGAAGAAGAAGAAACAGCUCCAGUUGGUGACUUCGUCUGAAGCCUCAAACAAUCUUCCCCCUUCCACCCCCUCGCCCAUCAGCACCACUCUACUCCCCUCCCCGUUCUUCAGCCGCAUGGCCAUACAACCCCACCUUCAGCCCCCCCCCCCUCUACGAGAGACUGCUCUGGCCCUUGAUGGGGGCUUAAUCUGACAUGGUGAACUUUUGGAUGAGCAACACAGAGCAGCGUUUAAAGAAAAAGCAGGAAUGGACUAGAAUUGGACCGAAUUUGGACUGGAUUUGGACUUCUGACUUCAAUAAUGACAGACCUGGUAGAUAUAUAAUGGGGUCAAUUCAUUCUGCUAUUUAUUGAUAUUAUUAUUCAUAUUAUUAUUAUUCUCGUUGUUGUUCAGAUUAUUAUUACGGUUAUUCCUGCUAUAUUUACUGCGACAACUAUAACUAUAUUGCAGUUACCAAUGCUUUAAGGAUAAGCUUAAUCUGUCCACUUUUUUCAUUUCUGAAUUUGUUUUUUCCGUUAUUUCUGGUAUUUCUCUGUUUCCACGUCCUUUCCUCUCUCUUUCUGUGUGUUCGUCUUUGUGUAUGUCCUGAAAAACAGACAAAAAGAAACAAAAAAAACGUACAGUAAAAAAACGAACAAGGAAACAAUAAAAUUAAAUAUAAUAGUAAUAAUAUAGUGUGUCAGCUAAAACCAAUUUUAUUUAAAAAAGAAAAAUAAUUAAACAGACAUCACCGUUCAGCUUACUGCUUUAAUCCAGCUUUCCAUCUCAUUGACUCAUUUGGUCAUUUGUUUUUACCUCUUGUAAGUUUGGCCGGAAAAGCAGUAAUCAUUUAGGGUUACGUUGAAGCCAAUGUCAUUCAGAAAUAUUCAUUGAAGUGCUGUUCCUACGUCUGAAAAAUGUACUUGUAUAUAUAUAAUUUUAAUUAAUUAAUUAAUUGGUUGAUUAAUUGAUUGAUUGAUUAAUUAAUUAAUUACAAUUAUUUAUUUAUUUAUUUAUUUAUUUAUUUAUUUAUUUAUUUAUAAGAAUGGAAAAGGUUUAAACAAUGUAAGCAACUCGUCCCUGUCGAUCACUGUGUAGAACUCAGAUGUAUAAAAGCCAGUGCUUUGCACUUCUAACAUGGAUACAACCAUCUCUCAGCAAGUUUACUGCAGCCUGCACAGAACCAAACAUUUAAACGAAGGGAAGCCAAUGGUUCACUACGAAAUGCCAAGAGGCUGAGGCUGAGGUUGGAGGACGAUGAGGUUUUGUUCUGUUUUUUUUUUUCAGAUUGUGUAAGCUUAUCUGUGUUUUUCUUCAGCAUGUGCUCAGAAUCCCAGACUCACAUUCGAACCCGUGUUCCUACGUGUAAAAACAAGCUGCCGCCCAACAUCAGGAGAUAGCAAAAAACAGCAGUUUACAGAUGUUUUUUUAGGAAUGUUGGGAAAGGCUAUUGGCUGCGACUGCAGCCAACAGCACGUUACACCUAUCACUGCAUUACAGGACUACUACCCACAAGGCCGUGCUACGAUCUGCCAUGUGAAAUAGACUUUAAAUGUACAUAUAACAUACGCUCUCUCUUUGUCUGUUGUAAAAUACUUCCCCUGGUUUUAUGGUAAGUUCCUGUAAAUCAAGACAUUGAAGGAGAAUAAUUCAGGUCCUGGCUGGAUUUAUUAUAAUACUGCACUAUUUAAUGCUAAGCGAAGCAUGCGUUUAUUAACAUUCAGCUCCAUGAUAGCAUUGCUUGACAUAUCCUUGUCUACGGAUAGUUCGGUGUCACUUUCUCUCUCUUAACAUAAGCAGUAGAGAUUUUUACCCUCCACAUAUUAGCACUGUGUAUUGUAUUGUUGUAUGUCAAUGUUUCUGUCACCAUCAUAUCCACUUCCAGAGCUUGUAUUAUCCCCACUACCGCGUCUCCACCCCCCCCCCGGAGUCCUGCUGUAGCCCACCUCGCCACUCCCCCCGUAGAGCGCUCAGUCUGUGGCCGCAGAAGCACAGCGUCCUUCGCUUCCGGUUACCGGCUCGAUCGGGCGCUUCGUUUCGCUAUUCCCGCACGGCGGUUCGAGUUCGUUUCCGGCGACUGCUGAGCUCGUCAGAAUGCGUAAGGAUAAAAAACGAAAUAAAAUUAAAAAAAACAGUGACACCUGCUUAAGCUUGUUUACUGAAGUCGAGGACACUGCGCUCAUGGUGGUUAGACUGAAUGCCCCUCCCCCUCAGUUUGAUAUUUUCACUGGAAAAUGUUUUGUGUGUUUCAAGACUAUAAUCCUCAUAUGCGUAAACGAUGCAGACAAUCCUGUUACUGAUUGAUUUGUGAAAUGUUGCUUUCACACAUAUUUCACUGAUUUCAGCAGACACAUUUGAAUAAAGGCUGAUACUGAAUCCA
Molecule: messenger RNA, 8386 nt
Organism: Anguilla rostrata (American eel)
Lineage: Eukaryota; Metazoa; Chordata; Actinopteri; Anguilliformes; Anguillidae
Product: plasma membrane calcium-transporting ATPase 3
Exons: 23
Coding region: 957-4901 (1314 amino acids)
Biological process (GO): regulation of cytosolic calcium ion concentration; calcium ion transmembrane transport
Cellular component (GO): plasma membrane; intracellular membrane-bounded organelle
Molecular function (GO): ATP hydrolysis activity; ATP binding; PDZ domain binding
Source: RefSeq, a predicted model, not a curated record